AUCCCAGAAUUCUAUAUCUCCUGCCUGGUUGUCCUUGAGCCCAGUUGAGAAGAAAAAACAAGGGAAAUAGCACAAAAAAUACACAGAGAAAUAAGCACAAGAAAGAGAGAAAACAAAGAAGGAAAGAAAGCAAAGCAACCCAGAAAGCCAAGAAAGAGAGAGAGAGAGAGAUUGUUACCAAAACAAUGGCCAGCUUCUUCUACUCUUCAGCCGUGCUUGGGAUCUGUGCAUUGGUCUUGGUUCUUCUCGGCUCAUCAUCCAUCGUCCAUGCAAGUGGAUCCCAACACCAGCUGGGAUGGAUACCCACCAGAUCACCCUGCAAGGGCACCAUAGCGGAGUGCCUGGCCGGGGGCGAGUUUGAGCUGGACACUGAGAUCAGCCGGCGCAUUCUAGCCACCAGCAACUACAUCAGCUACGGUGCGCUGCGGAGGAACUCUGUGCCCUGCUCUCGGCGUGGGGCUUCUUACUACAACUGCCAGCCUGGCGCUCAGGCCAAUCCCUAUAGCCGUGGCUGCAGUGCCAUUACAAGGUGCCGUUGAUUUCUUUUUCUUUAUUUUUAAUGUUCUUUAUUUUUUUUUCGAAAUGGGUUUGAUUGUUAUACAUGAAGAAAGCGAAAGAGACAGAGAGAGAGAGAGAUUUGUUGGCGAUGGGCCAUUGUUGUUGUUAUAAUUAUAUUUGGAUGUCUCUGUACAAGAUUAUGUUUAUUUUUAGUAUUCUUUCCAAGCUUGUGUUAUGGUUAA
Alnus glutinosa is the source of this 740-nucleotide messenger RNA. Its product is annotated as protein RALF-like 33. The coding region runs from base 186 to 539 and encodes 117 amino acids. The record is from RefSeq and is a predicted model, not a curated record. The transcript has a single exon. NCBI's taxonomy places the organism in Eukaryota, Viridiplantae, Streptophyta, Magnoliopsida, Fagales, Betulaceae.